AUGGAAAAGGGAAUGGCUAGUGAUGAAGCAGAUUCGGCAACGCCUAUCUCCUAUGAGGACAAUAGUGUUGUUGGUAUCACUGCAAAUGCCGAUGGUACUGGCGUUGAGACGGAUAGAGUAGAGAGAGCCCCUCAACAGAACGCUCUUAAUAAUGAGGAUGGUGGUAAAUUACAUGAAAUGUUGACGAGGAAUAGGAGCAAUGGUCAAGGUUCGCAGUUUUCUCCUGAGGUUACUUCUAAAGUUCAGUCUUUAGCGAGAACACUUUCAAAGCAUAGACUAUCGGAUGGAUCGUUAGAUUUACCAUCGGGAGAUGAUGAAGAUGGAUUCAAUGCAGAAAGGAUCUUACGCCAUUUUGUAAAGGAUGCUAAUUCACAAAAUAUCGAUUUCAGAAAAACAGGUGUGACUAUGGAAGACGUAUCGGCAACCGGUAUUGAUACUACGUCUCUAGAAGGUUCGACGUUUGCAGAUCUCGUAUUGCUGCCCUAUACCAUCGUAAGAGCUAUCUACAAGAAAAGACAUCAACGUAUGAGGAAGAUUCUUCAAAAUAUAAACGUUUUGGCAAAGCCAGGGGAAAUGAUUUUAGUUUUGGGUAGACCAGGUUCAGGAUGUUCAUCCUUUCUAAAAACUGCAGCCGGGGUGACUGAUCAGUUUGCCGGUGGUGUCGAUGGUGAAAUUUUAUACGACGGAAUUCCACAGAAUGUUAUGAUGAAAAAUUAUAAGAGCGAUGUUAUCUACAAUCCCGAGUUAGAUGUGCAUUUCCCCUUUUUGACGGUCAAACAGACUUUAGAUUUUGCCAUUGCGUGUAAGACACCAGCGGUUAGAGUUAACAACGUCUCUAGGAAAGAGCAUAUCCGUGCUACACGUGAUCUGUAUGCAACCAUUUUUGGCCUAACUCAUACCUAUGAUACUAAAGUUGGUAACGAUUUUGUACGUGGUGUUUCCGGUGGUGAAAGAAAAAGGGUUUCCAUUGCAGAGGCCUUAGCGGCUAGAGGUACUGUUUAUAGUUGGGAUAAUGCUACAAGAGGUUUAGAUGCAUCCACUGCGUUGGAAUAUGCACAAGCUAUCCGUAUCAUGACAAAUUUGUUGAGGUCUACAGCCUUUGUUACAAUUUAUCAGGCAAGUGAAAACAUUUAUGAAACUUUUGAUAAAGUUACGGUCUUGCACAGUGGUAGACAGAUUUACUACGGAUCUACAAAAGAUGCAAAGGAUUAUUUUGCCAGAAUGGGGUACUUAUGCCCACCUAGACAAGCAACCGCAGAAUUCUUAACUGCAUUAACUGAUCCUAACGGGUACCAUAAGAUUCGUUCAGGUUUUGAAAAUAAAGUUCCACGUACUGCAGAGGAAUUUGAAGACUAUUGGUUGCAAUCUCCAGAGUUUACUGAACUAAGGAAGGAAGUUCAAGAGUACAACGCUAAGGUUAAUUCUGAUGCAACACAACAAUUCUUUUCUGCUACUAUGAAGGCUGAAAAAUCUAAAUUUUCCAGAAACAAAUCCUAUUAUACCAUUUCAUUUCCUGAACAAGUUAGACUUUGUACUGUUAGAGGACUUCAAAGAAUUUAUGGUAAUAAGGCUUAUACCGUUAUUAACGUUGUGGCUGCUGUCAUUCAAGCUUUUAUUACAGGUUCUGCCUUUUACAAUUCACCAUCUUCAACAGCAGGAGCUUUUUCUCGUGGUGGUGUUCUCUACUUUUCCCUAUUGUAUUACUCUUUGAUGGGUUUAGCAAACAUUUCUUUUGAUCAUAGACCCAUUUUACAAAAGCAUAAGACAUAUUCAUUGUACCAUCCUGCAGCUGAAGCCCUAGGUUCUACUUUCUCUGGUACACCUUUCCGACUAAUUGGUCUAACCCUUUUCAUUAUUAUUCUUUUUUUCCUGUCCGGUUUGAAUAGAACUGCUGCUACUUUCUUCAGAAUUUAUUUGUUCCUUGCCAUGUGUACUGAAUGUAUCUAUGCAUUAUUUGAUUUUAUUGCAGCUGCAUGUGAUGAUAUUGCACAGGCAAGUUCCAUUUCAGGUUUGAUCAUGUUUUCCCUUUCGAUGUAUUCCACCUAUAUGAUUCAAUUGCCCAACAUGCAUCCUUGGUUCAAAUGGAUUUCCUAUGUGUUGCCAAUCAGAUAUGCUUUUGAAGCUAUGCUUGAAGCUGAAUUUCACGGUAGACAUAUGUCAUGUGGUUCAGGAUCACUAGUCCCAUCAGGUCCUGGUUAUGAAAAUGUUACAGAUUCGCAUAGAGUUUGUGCAUUUAUUGGAUCUAAAAAGGGACAGUCCUGGGUUUUGGGUGACGAUUAUUUGUAUGCUCAAUAUACAUACAAAUAUUGGCACGUAUGGAGAAACUUGGGUAUUAUGUUCGCCUUUUUAAUCGGUUACGUUGCGGUUAAAGCAAUUAUAACAGAGAUUAAACGUCCAGUGACAAGUGGUGGUGAAGCUCUAAUCUUUAAGAAAGGCGCUAGAAGAUCUCUUGAUAAGCAAAAGAACACUGCGCAAGACCUAGAAGCUAUGGAUCAAAUGAACAUGCAGGAAGUAAGGGAAAAAAUAUCUAGUAACAGUAGUGAUGUUACUCGUAAUGAUGAGCAAAAUUCCGGAGCCAUUGAGGGAUUUGGUAGUAAAGGUGUUUUUAUUUGGCAGGAUGUUCGUUAUGUGAUUCCAUAUCAGGGCACUGAAAAGAUUCUUUUGGAUAAUGUUACUGGUUAUGUUGCGCCAGGGACCAUGACAGCUUUAAUGGGUGAAUCUGGUGCAGGUAAAACUACUUUAUUAAACACUUUGGCUAAACGUGCCAACGUUGGUAUAGUGACGGGUGAUAUGUCAAUCAAUGGUAAACCAGUAGAUAGCAGUUUUGAAAGAAGAACCGGUUAUGUGCAACAACAAGAUAUUCACAUUGCUGAAAUGACAGUUAGAGAAUCCUUGGUUUUUUCAGCUCGUUUGAGAAGACCUCAAAGCAUUCCUGACGCGGAGAAAGUUGCAGAUGCAGAGACUGUUAUGAAGUUGUUGGAUAUGGAGGAAUACGGUGAUGCUCUAGUUGGUGGCCUAGGCGCAGGUUUGAAUGUGGAACAAAGAAAGAAAUUAUCAAUUGGUGUGGAGUUGGUAGCUAAGCCUGACCUUUUGCUUUUCCUUGAUGAACCAACUUCAGGCUUAGAUUCUCAAUCUUCAUGGGCCAUUGUUCAACUUUUGAGAAGAAUUGCUAAAGCUGGACAAUGUAUUCUUUGUACCAUCCAUCAACCUUCUGCUACUUUGUUCGAACAAUUUGAUAGGCUAUUAUUGUUGAAAAAAGGUGGACAAACUGUGUACUUUGGUGACAUUGGUGAAAAUUCUUCUAUUGUGCUAGAUUACUUUGAGAGAAAUGGUGCUAGACAUUGUGAACAAAGGGAAAAUCCUGCUGAAUAUGUCUUAGAGGCCAUUGGUGCAGGCGCUACGGCUUCUGUCAAGGAAGAUUGGCACGAGAUUUGGCAGAGAUCUGAAGAGUGUAGAGCGACAGAUCAGAAAGUAGCUGAGUGGAUACAAGAAUUAUCUACUCAAGAUUUCGAUGUCGGUGAAGUUGGUGAAAAGAGUUCCAAAUAUGCUACCAAUUAUUUUUACCAAUUCAAAUAUGUGUGGAUGAGAACAAAUCUCACGCUUUACAGAGAUUUACGUUACAUUUUUUCCAAAUUUAUGUUACAAAUCAUGUCUGGUCUUUAUAUCGGUUGGACUUUUUACAAUCCUGGUAAAAGUUAUGUAGGCUUACAAGAUACCCUGUUCGCCGCAUUCGUAUCAGUUAUUGUCUCCGCACCUUCCAUGAAACAAAUUCAGGCAAGAGCGUUAGCUUCUCGUUCAUUAUUUGAAGUUCGUGAAUCCAAAUCCAAUAUGUUCCACUGGUCACUGUUGCUUCUAACUCAAUAUUUGGCAGAAAUUCCGUAUCAUAUAUUAUUCUCUACCAUGUUUUUCUGUGCUUUCUAUUUCCCAUUAAGAGUUUGGUUUGAAGCUUCCAGAUCAGCAGUUUUCUUCUUGAACUACUGCAUCAUGUUCCAAUUGUUCUAUGUGGGUUUGGGUCUCAUGAUUCUUUAUAUGGCUCCUAAUUUACCAUCCGCGAACGUUAUCAUGGGGUUAAUUCUAUCUAUGAUGAUUCAAUUUUGUGGUGUGACACAACCUAUGAGUUUGAUGCCUGGAUUUUGGACCUUCAUGUGGAAGGCUUCCCCUUAUACCUAUUUCAUUCAAAAUUUGGUAGCCAUUGUGUUACACAAAAAACCAGUGGUUUGCAAGAAGAAGGAACUCAACUAUUUUGACCCACCUCAAGGUAAGACUUGUGGUGAAUACAUGCAUACUUUCUUAAAGCGCAGUCAAGGUUACAUUGCCAAUCCUGAUGCAACUUCUAAUUGCGCUUACUGUCAAGUAUCUGUUGGCGACGAAUAUUUGUCACAAAGAGGUGUUUCCUACGGGAAUAUUUGGAGAAACUUUGGAUUUUACUGGGCUUAUAUCAUCUUCAACCUAUUUGCUAUGGUGGGCGUCUAUUAUAUCUUCUCUGUGAGAGGUCUAAGAAGUUUUAAUCCAUUCUUAUUCAUUAAGAGGAUUAUCAAGCGCCAGUAA
Messenger RNA from Zygosaccharomyces rouxii, 4548 nucleotides. RefSeq lists its product as uncharacterized. The record is from RefSeq and is a predicted model, not a curated record. Gene Ontology annotation, biological process: transmembrane transport. Gene Ontology annotation, molecular function: ATP binding; ATP hydrolysis activity; ABC-type transporter activity. Gene Ontology annotation, cellular component: membrane. NCBI's taxonomy places the organism in Eukaryota, Fungi, Ascomycota, Saccharomycetes, Saccharomycetales, Saccharomycetaceae. Bases 1 to 4548 code for a protein of 1515 amino acids. The transcript has a single exon.